GCUAUGAAACAGACUCUUUCCGAUUCGACUUCAUUAGUAAUGGAGGUUAGGCCAUCACCAUCGGAGUUCACCGUACCUGAAAACAUCCUCCGACGGUUACUCGUUGCGGCAAAUUCGUAUAGACUAGACGAAGCCCUAGAACUUCUCACGGAAGCCGCUCGAACUGAUCGCGGCCGGUCUGCCCUAGCUUACAAGGACGUUCUCCCUGCUGUUCUUCAACUCUCCAGAUUGCUCUCUUCUUCAUCUUCGGUUCAUCCUCACCUUAUCUUCUCCACUCUCAGACUUCUAAGAAACCUCUGUGCAGGGGAAAUUGUUAACCAGAACUCUUUUGUCCGAGAAAAUGGUGUUGAAGUUGUAUCCAUCGCUUCGUCAUAUGUGGAUUUAGGUUCUAAUUCCGAUUAUUCGUUCGUUCGAGUUGGAUUGCAGGUUUUUGGGAAUGUUUCUUUAGGUGGGGAGGAACAUCGGACUGCUGUUUGGGAUUGGCACUUUCCGGCUGUGUUCUUGGAUAUUGCAAGAAUUCACAAGGUCGAGGUUUUUGAUCCUUUGUGUAUGGUCAUAUAUAAUUGCUGUAAAGGAAGACAUGAGCGAAUUAGGGAGCUUUCUGGUGUCCAAGGUUUACCUAUCCUCAUCGAGAUUGUCAGGACUGCUUCAACAGUUGGAUUCCAAGAAGAUUGGUUUAAGUUGCUUCUCUCUAUAAUUUGUUUUGAAGAAUCCCACUUCCUUUCUUUAUUCUCUGAAUUAAGGUUAGUUGAGAAUGCCGGUAAUUUUAAGUAUGGAGAUAACCAUUUUACCAUGGAGCAAGCCUUUCUGUUGAGUACCGUUGCUGAGUGUUUGAACAAGAAAAUGACUGAAAUUUCUGUAUCUAAUGAGUUCGCAAACUGUGUUCUUGGAAUACUGAAAGUAGCAGUUGGGGUUCUCGAUUGUGUUUCAAAGGAAAAGUUUGGUCUUCCAACGGGCUCUGCUGCAAUCGACGUUCUUGGGUAUUCACUCACCACUCUGAGAGAUAUUUGUGCACGGGACGAGAUGCUGAGUUCCGAGAAGGAUAGCUCAGCUGGUGUUAUUGAAUCAUUACUGUCAGCCGGACUUGUAGAACUCAUGUUAGAUUUACUUCGUAACCUUGAGCCACCUGCCAUAAUCAAGAAAUCUAUCAAGCAAGUGGAGAGUUGUGAAAAUCGUAAAGGAUACAUGUCUUCUAACUCACUCAAGGUCUGCCCCUACAAAGGAUUCCGGAGAGACAUUGUUGGUGUCAUAGGGAAUUGCUUGUACCGUAGGGAACAUGUACAAGAUGAAAUUAGGCAGAAUAAUGGAAUUCCUCUGCUAUUGCAACAGUGUGUUACUGAUGAAGAUAACCCUUUCUUAAGGGAAUGGGGUAUUUGGAUGGUGAGGAAUUUAUUGGCAGGAAAUGCAGAAAAUCAAAGGGAAGUAGCAGAAUUGAAGGUUCAAGGGUCGGUUGAUUUACCUGAAUUUGCAGCACUUGGUUUGCAAGUGGUAGUGGAUCAGUCUGGUCGACCAAAGCUUGUUAAUGUCUCUGCUGAUGAAAAAAUUUCUGGAAGUUAGACAAGAAUUCUAACCAGAUGGUAUUGUCUAUCUGGAUUAUUGAAUUGGUUUUCCUUGCAUCUUCUUGGUUGUAUAUGGACAAGGGUUCUGCUUACCUUCCUUGGUGGAAUGGAUAAAGAAGAAUAUACCGAUGUAAAGGCGAUAGUGAAAACUUGGUAGUUGUGGAAAGCUA
This is a messenger RNA of Telopea speciosissima, 1729 nucleotides long. Its product is annotated as ataxin-10-like. Bases 4 to 1557 code for a protein of 517 amino acids. Gene Ontology annotation, cellular component: cytosol. The transcript is spliced from 2 exons. The record is from RefSeq and is a predicted model, not a curated record. NCBI's taxonomy places the organism in Eukaryota, Viridiplantae, Streptophyta, Magnoliopsida, Proteales, Proteaceae.